Molecule: messenger RNA, 1449 nt
Organism: Exophiala bonariae
Lineage: Eukaryota; Fungi; Ascomycota; Eurotiomycetes; Chaetothyriales; Herpotrichiellaceae
Exons: 4
Coding region: 1-1449 (482 amino acids)
Molecular function (GO): aldehyde dehydrogenase (NAD+) activity
Source: RefSeq, a predicted model, not a curated record
AUGGGUUCACUCGGAACUAGCAAAGACUUUGACGUCUUCAAUGGCUUCUACAACACCAUCAACGGCAAAUUGACCACCACCGAGACGACCAGACACGGCAUCAACCCCGCGACAGGGAAACCCAACCCAGAAGUUCCCGUUUCCACACAAAAAGAUGUCGACGACUCGGUGGCUGCUGCCAAAGAGGCCUUCAAGUCGUGGUCCAAGGUCCCCCUCGCAGAACGCAAGAAGGCCCUCCUCGCAUUCGCCGACGGUCUCGAGAAGCACGUCCAAGACUUUGCCAAACUCCUCACACAGGAGCAAGGGAAACCCAACCAAUUCGCUGUUGGAGAGGUUCAGACUGGUGUCCACUGGAUCCGUAAAUUGGCCGAGAUCGAGAUCAAGGAAGAGGUCGUGGACGAAGAUGACGAUAAGCAAGUCAUUGUCAGAUAUACUCCUCUCGGUGUUGCCGUGGGUAUCGUCCCAUGGAACUUCCCCGUCCAUCUCGCCUGCGGCAAGAUUGCCCCUGCCCUAAUUACCGGAAACACCAUCAUCAUCAAGCCAUCUCCAUUUACCCCAUACUGUGAUUUGAAGCUCGGAGAACUCGCACAACAAUACUUUCCUCCUGGCGUGGUUCAGGUAUUGAGCGGCGAUGACAACCUUGGCCCAUGGUUCACAGCCCACCCCGGUCCAGACAAGAUCUCUUUCACUGGUUCGACCUUUACCGGUAAAAAGGUCAUGGAGAGUGCUUCCAAGACUUUGAAGCGAGUCACCCUUGAAUUGGGCGGCAAGGAUCCCGCCAUCAUUUCCAAGACUGUCGACAUCGAGACUGUCGCCGCAAAGAUCGCCACCCUUGCUUUCCUCAACUCUGGCCAGAUCUGCUUGGCCAUCAAGCGUAUCUAUGUCCACGAAGAUAUCCAUGACAAAUUCCGAGAUGCCAUGGUCGCUUUCACCAAGACUCUCAAGGUUGGCGAGGGUAACGAGGAGGGCGUCUUCCUCGGACCCAUCCAGAACUCCAUGCAAUACGAGAAGGUCAAGACCUUUUUCUCAGACAUCGAGAAGGAGAAGUGGACCGUGGCCGUGGGCGGCAAGAACGAGACCAAGCCAGGCUACUUCAUCACUCCCACCAUCAUCGACAAGCCGGCUGACGACUCCCGAAUUGCCACCGAGGAGCCCUUCGGGCCUAUCGUGCCUCUGAUGACCUGGCGCGACGAGGACGAUGUUGUCGCUCGUGCGAACAAUACUCUGAUGGGUCUCGGAGCCUCAGUCUGGUCCAAUGACUUGGAAGAGGCCAACCGAAUCGCUCGCCAGCUCGAAGCCGGAAGCGUCUGGGUCAACACCCAUCUUGAACUUGAUCCUAACGCACCCUUCGGCGGCCAUAAGAAUAGUGGGCUCGGAUUUGAAUGGAGCGCCGCCGGCUUGAAGGCGUUCUGCAACGCUCAGACACUUUAUCUGAAGAAGAGAGCUUGA